Penaeus vannamei (Pacific white shrimp) is the source of this 1403-nucleotide messenger RNA. RefSeq names its product venom allergen 5. NCBI's taxonomy places the organism in Eukaryota, Metazoa, Arthropoda, Malacostraca, Decapoda, Penaeidae. Gene Ontology annotation, cellular component: extracellular region. The record is from RefSeq and is a predicted model, not a curated record.
GACAUAUAUAAAAGUGACUGCAAUUGAAUUCUGAUUUUAUACUAUCUCAUAAUUUCCAGAUUCCUUUCACUCAAAACAGCAAACGAAAUCAAAACACGGAAUUUUCAGGCGACUGCGCUCACGCACGCAUGCAUAUGUAUACGUGUAUUUAUAUGUACAUGUAUACAUACAUACAUACGCACAUAUAUGCAUCCAAACGAACUGUUUUGAAUGAAUGUAUUUGCAUUUUCUGAAUUUAUAUCUUUCAUGCUUUCAGCGGAAACAUCCUCUCCUACCUCUGAUACAUCCACUCCUGCCCCUGAUACAUCCAUUCCUGGCCCUGAUACAUCCACUCCUGGCCCUGAUACAUCCACUCCUGCCCCUGGUACGUCUACCACUACCCCUAAUACAUCUACCCCUGCUCCUGUUACUUCCACUCCUGCCACUGAUACAUCCACUACUGCCCCUGAUACAUCGUCUCUCCCAUCCACAACCACUUCAGCAGCCCCGGCCUGCGACUACGCAGCCUUCACGGCCGACCAUUCCAUGCUGAAAUCCCCUGCGUGUACCAACACCAAGCCCCCACUGACCGAAGCGGAGAAGACAGAAAUCCUGAGCGUUCAUAACACUCUCAGGGCGAAGGUGGCCAGAGGCGACGAGACCGCGGGCGAUCCGGGACCUCAGCCCAAAGGCGCCAACAUCCGGGAGCUGAAAUGGAACGAUGAGUUGGCAGACGUGGCACAGGCCUGGAUGGGUCAGUGCACCUUCGCCCAUGACUGCCCGGCCUGCAGGAAGAUCUGCUCGAGGGACUAUGCCGUCGGGCAGAAUGUGUACACAUACUGGAUUAGCGUAGAAAAUGACGAAAGAAUCAAUUGGACGCAGGCGAUACAGUCUUGGUACGACGAGGUGGAUGACAUGCCCAACACCUUCGUCGAGAGCUUCAGCAGCGUACCCCCGUCCGGCAAGGUCAUCGGUCAUUACACGCAGCUCGUGUGGGGUGAGUCGUACGAAAUAGGCUGCGGCGCCGUGCACUUCACCGACGGCGGAAGAGGAAGAUUUACGCCUGCAACUACGGGGCGGCUGGGAACAUAUUGACUAGGCCAUUGUACGUGAUUGGGGAUCCGGCGUCCCAGUGCCCGGGCGCCGUGUCCGCUACGUACAGCGACCUUUGUGCUUAGGUCCAGGUUCUUGUGUGGUUGAUGGAUGAGGUCUUUGCAUAAGGAAGUCUUUAAUACAUGGGUACAUGACCCGUAUAUUGCUUAAAAUUUGAAAGGAACCGAAAAAAAAAAUUAUGGUUCAUUCACUGAAGUUCUGAAUCAUCUUGCUAUUACUUAAAUUACCCUUUGAAGUUGUGAGUAUAUUUGGUGUAUAUCAAAAUUAGUCAUUGAUUUGAGGUUUAAGUAAUUAAUAAACUCGUGGCAUCA